AGAAGAAGUUAAUAUGUUUUGUCGUUUGUUCUGUUUUUGUCACCUGUGGAGUGUUUCUACUAUUUCACGGAAGCGUGAUACAUUGGCGAUGAAACACAGGCAUGUGGCGACACUCUCUUUAUCAUUGGCUAUCCUUUGGACAGUUGCUGUCCUGUUUCUGUACGGUGACCAACAAGAAUCUGUCCGAGGAAUCAUCGACAUCAAGCGACAAGAACGCAGCUCACAGAGCACGAGAAUCAUCAACACCUUUUCUUCCCUCGAUCAGUCAUUCGGAUCUCCAAAGAGCGCUAAGGUCGAAGCCAGGCUCAGUGGUAUUUCACUCGAGUUCCAAGAAAAUGUGAAGCCACGGAACACUCAAAUAUUGCUGGUCGGUGUAAACCGCAACCUGAGCUUUGCGGAUCUGCCGGCAAAGGUACGUAAGGCAGAGCGUCACACCAUUGUGAGUGACACGGCUGUGAAAGAAGGCUGGAAGCUGCACGCGUUCAACCAAAUUAUAAGCGACCAGAUCUCUCCCAUCAGAAGCCUUCCUGACGCGCGUCAUCCGGCGUGCCAGGAUCUCAACUAUCAGAAAAAGCUUCCAGACACUAGUGUGGUGAUCUGCUUUCGCAACGAGGCCUGGAGCACGCUGCUUCGAACUGUCCACAGCGUCAUAAACAGGUCACCGAGGGAAUUGCUGAGGGAGGUCAUUCUCGUUGAUGACUUCUCGGACAUGAACCACUUAGGCAAAGAACUGGACUCCUACGUAGCCCAUCUACCGAAAGUGCGACUGUUGAGGCUGAAGAAGCGCGAAGGACUUGCGCGAGCUCGUAUGGCCGGGACAGCAGUGUCUACUGGCGCUGUCAUUACGUUCCUGGACUCGCACUGCGAAUGCACUAAUGGUUGGUUGGAGCCACUCCUUGAUCGAGUAAGCCGCGACCCGACCACUGUUGUCUGCCCUGUCAUUGACGUCAUCAAUGACAACACCUUCGCGUACAACGCGGGUCAUUAUGGCAGUGUCCAAGUUGGAGGUUUCGAUUGGAGUCUUAACUUCAGAUGGAAUGUUGUUCCGGAACGCGAAGUCAGGCGGAGACAAUUUUCUUGGGAACCCUUGCGGAGUCCCACGAUGGCCGGCGGGCUCUUUGCCAUAGACAAGGCCUUCUUCAAGAAGCUGGGGAUGUACGACGAAGGCUUCGAAAUUUGGGGCGGCGAGAACCUCGAACUUUCCUUCAAGAUCUGGAUGUGUGGCGGAACAUUGGAGAUAGUGCCGUGCUCUCACGUGGGCCACGUGUUUCGCGCGCGGAAUCCUAACGUGGGUACAUUGGACUUCAGUCGCGUCUCACGGAAUUCAAUGCGCGUGGCUGAAGUCUGGCUGGAUGAUUAUGCCAAAUACUAUUACGAACGGACAAGGAGCCUCAGCAGGGACAUCGGCGAUGUUGAACCUCAGAAGGCCCUACGACGCAAGCUGCGGUGCAGGUCGUUCCGCUGGUAUUUGGACACUGUUUACCCGGAGUUGUUCGUUCCCGACAAGGCGGUGGCGUCUGGGGAAAUCCAGACUCAGAUGAAGCGACGACGCCUAUGCGCCGACCAACCGGCUGAGAGGCUACGGGCACCAAUCUUAUUGUACGGGUGCCACGGACUUGGUGGCAAUCAGAACUGGUAUUUGACACUCGCAGGCGAAAUUCGCAGGGACGAGUCUUGCUUCGACUAUGAUAGCACAAGUGAAGAUGUUAUGUUGUAUAAGUGUCACGGCAAGUUGGGGAAUCAACAAUGGGUCUAUAAUCAUGAUUCCGGAACGAUAUACCACGUUAUUAGUAAGAAAUGUCUAGGCACGUAUCCAGAUGGCAAAAAGCUCCGCAUGGUACUAUGCAACGAAACUAGAAGGCGGCGAUGGCAAUUUCAACACUACAAAAAACCUUGAAUAUAUUCCUCAUGUUUCAAGCUUCAAGGCACACCCGAAUAAUAUCGCGUUCUUGCAAACGCUCAAGUUAUUUUCGCUAUGGAGCACACCCGA
This is a messenger RNA of Ornithodoros turicata, 1990 nucleotides long. RefSeq names its product polypeptide N-acetylgalactosaminyltransferase 5-like. The record is from RefSeq and is a predicted model, not a curated record. Gene Ontology annotation, biological process: protein O-linked glycosylation. Gene Ontology annotation, molecular function: polypeptide N-acetylgalactosaminyltransferase activity. Gene Ontology annotation, cellular component: Golgi apparatus. The coding region runs from base 14 to 1897 and encodes 627 amino acids. The transcript has a single exon. NCBI's taxonomy places the organism in Eukaryota, Metazoa, Arthropoda, Arachnida, Ixodida, Argasidae.